AGGUGAGGGCACACUCAUCCAACAAUUUCAUAUUCAUCUCUAUUCUUUUCUCUUUCAAUUAUAACCGAGUUCUAACGCGAAAAAUGGCUGAGGCACUCAUCUCUGUGCUUCUAGAGCAACUGGCUUCAAUAGUGUUUGAACACACAAAACAAGCGGUGACACUCAUUUUGAAUGCUGAGGAAGAUGUUCAUAGUUUCCGCAGCAAUCUCGAAGCCAUUCAAGCUGUGCUGGAGGAUGCAGAGAAGAAACAAGUGACGGAGGCCAGAGUGAGAGACUGGUUGCAGAAGCUCAAUGAUGUAUCGUACGAGAUGGACGACGUCUUAGACGAGUGGAACACUGAAAUUUUGAAACAACAAGUGGAGGAAGGCAAGAAGAAGGUAUGUUUCCCCACUCCCUCCAAUUGCUUUUGUUUUGGCCAAGUCAAUAAGGCAAUUCAUCAUCAUAACAUUGCUACAAGGAUAAAGAAACUGAAUGAGAAACUAACUGUGAUUACUGCUGAAAGAGAAAUGUAUGGCUUUUAUCAAUCCACAAUAGGUGGCCAUGAUGAUCAACAGCUUAUUCAACGACAGAAAACUUCAUCUUUGGUCGAUAUAGCCAAGAUAUUUGGCCGAGACGAAGAAAAAGAGAUGUUGUUGAGCAAGUUAUUGAGAGAAAGUAGCCAAGAAGGCGAGCGGUUCCUUGUCAUCCCUAUUGUAGGGAUGGGAGGGAUGGGGAAAACAACUCUUACCCAACUAGUCUUUAACAAUGAAAAGGUUAUUGCCCAUUUUCACAAGAAAGUAUGGGUUUGUGUCUCAGACCCUUUUGAUGAAAUUAAGAUUGCGAGAGCGAUUAUUGAAAGUCUAGAUAAAAAAGAAACUCAGAUUAGUUCAAAUGAGUUGGAAACUCUACUUCUCUGUAUAAUGUCACAUGUUGAGAAUAAGAAGUUCCUCCUUGUCCUAGAUGAUGUGUGGACCGAAGACCAAAGACAGUGGGAAAGUUUGAAACUACCAGAAAUAUUGCAAACUUGUGCUGAAGGUAGUACAAUACUUGUGACCACACGAAAAGAAGGGGUUGCUAAAAUGAUGAGAGCAACCAGCAACAUGAUCCAUUUGGACAAGUUGAGCGAUGUGGAUUGUCUAGCAUUGUUCAAUAGCUUUGCAUUUUUGGAUAGGGAAGAAGAUGAGGCUAAUGGGUUUGGAGUUAUUGGUGAGGAAAUUGUGAAAAAGUGUAAAGGUUUGCCUCUUGCUGCAAAGACUUUGGGCAGUCUAGUGUGGUAUAAGGAAAAAAAAGAGGAAUGGCAGGAUGUUCUGAAUAGUAAGAUAUGGGAAUUAGAAGAAGUUGAGCAACAAGUUUUCCGACCGCUAUUACUAAGUUAUUAUGAUUUGGCUCCUGAAGUUAAAAUGUGUCUUUUGUAUUGUGCAAUAUUUCCAAAAGAUUAUGUGUUAAGAAAAGAUAAUUUAAUUGAGCUUUGGAUGUCACAAAAUUAUCUUUUUUUUUUUGAGGGGAAAGACGUCAAACUUUUAUAACUAGAAUCAAUUCAUACAAUGGUUAGCAACAUAGUUGCUGAUGCUAGAGGGAAUCUGACCCCUCCAAGCUAAGUCUAUACUAGAAUUAAGAGCCAACUUAGCUAACAUAUGCGCAGCUGAAUUAGACUCUCUAAAGACAUGAGUAAAGUAAGAACUCGGUAAAGAAGCUUGGAAAAAAGAAAUAUCUUCCACAAUCCUCCCAUACCCAGAAGCAUCCUCUUCAUCAGACAUGAUAUCCUUAACCAAUUUUUGGCAAUCAGUUUCAAAAAUAAUUGGAGCCAAGCUAUGACUCACAGCAAACUGACAAGCCAAUCUAGCAGCAAGCGAUUCCACCAUAGCAGGGGUUGUGACAUGAGACACUUUCCUGCAACAUCCUCCCGUAAUUAAACCUGAAGAGUCACGAAUUAUCACUCCAAGGCCCCCACAAUUAGUAUGCUGAUCAAAAGCACCAUCUAGGUUAGCCUUCACCCACCCAAUUGGGGGAGGUGACCACGGCCUAGCCUCUCGAGCUGCCUUACGGCACUGCCCUUUACCAACAGAAUUAAACAAAACAUGUUGGGAGCAAAAACCGUAUCUCAACUGAGUAGGAAUAGACAUCUUCCCUUGCCAAACUCUUUUAUUUCUUUCUUUCCAAAUAGACCAGAUUCCCCACAGCAAUAGGGAAAAUAAAUCCCUAGAAAGCUUAUCGUUACAAAAUUGAAGCCAAUCCAAACAAGAAGCAACAUUGGGAUUGGAAAAAAUACCUUCAAGGCCCGGGCAUAGACAUAGAGUCUCUUUGACAAAAGAGCAAUCUCUACUAACAUGUUCAAUCGUCUCCUCUUCCGCAUUACAGAAGAGACAUCCCUCAUCAAUAAACACUUGUUUCUUUCGUAACUGUGAGACUGUAGGAAGAAUAGAAGAGCAAACUCUCCAAAUAUGAACCUUUAUCUUACCUGUCACAAAAUUAUCUUAAUUCAAAGGAAAACAAAGAAAAAAGAAGAAUAGGUCAAAAUUAUUUUGAACGUCUAGCAAUGCGGUCUUUCUUUCAAGAUUUUAGAAAAGAUGAGAUGGAAAAUGUUUAUGAGUGCAAAAUGCAUGAUAUUGUGCAUGACUUUGUGCAGUUUCUUACCAAAAAAGACUGCACUAUUGUAGAUGCAGCCGAGGGUGCUAAUAAAAAAAUAGAGCCACCGGGUGAGAAGGUUCGUCAUUUGACCUUAAUAAGUGUACGCAAAGGUCUAUUUUCUACUUCAUGUUAUGGAUGUAAAAAUAUGCGUAGCCUUAUACUCCUUAAUUCAAGAAUUACAACCAUAAGCUCCGGUUCAAUUAUGCAAAUGAAAUGCCUCAGGACAUUGAAUUUGAGUUAUAACAUCCUCAAUGAAGUUCCAAAAGAGAUUGGUGAAUUGAUUCAUUUGAGAUAUCUGGAUUUGUCUCUUGGUGGUAAUUUGAGAGAAUUACCGGAAGCUGUGUGUGAUUUAUGCAAUCUACAAACUCUGGUCCUUGUUCACUGCUAUGAACUUGAGAAACUACCCAAGGCAAUGGGAAAGUUGAUUAACUUGAAGCAUCUAUAUCUUUACUAUUGUUGGGGGCUGAGGUACUUACCGAAAGGGAUUGGGAGUUUGAAAAGUCUGCGAGUACUAGACUGGUUUAAAGUAUGCGAGGGUGAUGAUGAUGAAGCAUUGAAAUUAGGAGAUCUCGGAAUCAUGGACCAGCUUCAGGGGAGCCUUGAGAUACGAGGGUUGGGGAAUGAUGCGAGUGAGAUUGAGAAAGCUCAGUUGGAGCACCUCUCUCAUUUGGGAGUAUUUUUCGAGGAAUCAUAUGGAGAGCAGAGAACAGGCGAUGAAGAAAUAGUGAAAGCAUUGCAACCGCAUCAAAAUUUGGAAUCUUUAUCUAUUUGGAAUUGCCAUGGCACCACCGAGUCUCUCUAUUGGAUCAAGUCUAUACACAAUUUGAGAAAACUUGAUCUCACUCGCUGGAGAUUUUGUGAACUUUUGCCUCCUCUUGGAAAAUUGCUGUCGCUUGAAAUUCUGGAAAUUCAGAAUACAAGAAGAAGAAGAAGAAGUCUCAGGAAUUCUAUUCCCCAAAUUGAAUCGACUCACUUUUGAUGGCAUGCCCAACUGGGAGGAGUGGGCCUUUGUUUCUGAAAUCACAAUAAUGCCACGCCUUUCUGAGUUGCGAAUUGUUCGGUGCCCAAAGCUAAAAGCACUGCCAGACUUCCUCUACAAGAUACCAGCACUGCGUACUCUGAAGAUCAAGGGUUGUCCAAUUCUGGAACGAGAAUACGAAAAAGGCGUGGGGAAGGAGUGGCACAACAUUUCUCACAUCCCAAACCUCACAAUCCAGAAGUGGAACUGAACAGAUGCUUACAGACUUGUUUAACUUUCAAAAGAUGAUUUAACGCCAAUCCAACUCCAAUUCUAUGCAGGAGGAAUUUUCAAGCGGUUGCAAACCAUAAAGUAAACCAAUUAGACUGAAGUGGCUCUUCCUUCAUCCUCAGAGUUGUUUGCAGCAAAUCAGUUUGCCUUUGACGAGGAUGUGCUCUAUCUCUUUCCUUGGUGUGCUUUUGAGUGAUGGGCAUCCACGUCCUCUGAUGGAUGCACACUGCAGUCAGGUCAGGAGUUGAAUCCAUGGUUUUGGAGUACUUAUUUGGCAUUGUCCAUAUCGAAAUACGAAUCUUUUACUAGGACAAGGGAUUUGAGAUGCUGAAUCAGUUCAAGGUAAGGGUGGUUCAGAAGUUGGAGCUGCAUGAUUCUGUUGGAGCGGAGGGACUAUAACACCGUCGUACACCAUACAGGAAUUUUGGUAUCCAUUUGAAUGAUUGAAGUUCCUCUCACCUAAACUAGGCUGAAGCUUUUGUAGAAUGGAUGCUGACUCGGAUUCGAAUAGUAAUUGGGGUAAGGAAGCUUUCUCUGCAAACUGUAUGUUAACAAUAAGCAGCUGGGAGCUCGGUAAUUGGUGUUUUUGCAAAUGGACUGUUCAAAUGCUGCCAUCUCAAUCGUUGAAGCCUACUUGAAGAUGCAAUGCUACCAUGCUUUCUGGUGAUAUAAAUCUGUCAAUCAAUCAUAUCCACCUUGUCUAGCAUUUUGACUAAUUCAAGACGCUCUUACCUAAGCUAUUAGGUAAUCUGAUAUUAACAUUGCUGAAGUCUCUUGUGGAAAUGAAACUGAUUGGAAUUUGAGAAGUGAAUCGAUCAGACUUCCCUUUAUCAAAGAGUAAAAGGAGAUUGCAUCUGGCUCACAGGGACAUGUUGGAGUGGAAUGCUAAGCUUGUCAAGGGAUUACUGACUUCUGAACUACUUACCAAAAGCAAUUGGGAGUUUAAAAAAUUCUGCGAGCACUAGACAGCUUUCAGAUAUGUGAUGCCACGCCUUUCUUCCUUGCAAAUUUUGGGCAGCCCAGUGCUAAAACAACUGCUGGACUUCCUGCAGAAGAUAACAGCACUGCAUUUGGAGAUGAAGAGGUGUCCAUUUCUCACAUCACAGUUGUGAAACUUGCUGCCCAAAUACAAAUCUCCAUGGAACUGAACAGACAGAAAAUACCACCGUUCAGUCCAACGCGUCUUUGCUAGGAGCACGGAUUUGAAGAUGCAAAAUCAGUUCAAGUUGAUGGUGGUUCAGUAGCCUGAUUCUGUUGGAUUGAAAAUACACAAAGCUACACCUUAUAUAUGGAACGCACUGAUUGAAGCUUCAAGAAUGGCCGGUAUUGGAGUUGUGAAGCUGACAAACACUACCUAGGACGGACUAUCAAGCGUACACCAUAAAGGAAAUUUGGUAUAUAUCCAUUUGACUGAUUGAAGUGGGGGCGCUCACCUAAACUAGGUAGAUGUGAUUGGCAUCUAAAGUUCCAUUACUUGGUCCUUAAUGUAUUCUGAUUUUAUAUGAUGGGUAGAAGUUCAAUUGAUGAUGACUGGGAGCUUCCCUUUUCUAAUGCUGCUCACACUGUGGUCUUAGUUGGACGCACUAGUAAUGGAAAAAGUGCAACAGGCAACAGCAUUCUUGGC
Messenger RNA from Rosa chinensis, 5480 nucleotides. Its product is annotated as disease resistance protein RGA2-like. The record is from RefSeq and is a predicted model, not a curated record. The transcript has 14 exons. Gene Ontology annotation, biological process: defense response to other organism. Gene Ontology annotation, molecular function: ADP binding. Bases 84 to 1505 code for a protein of 473 amino acids. NCBI's taxonomy places the organism in Eukaryota, Viridiplantae, Streptophyta, Magnoliopsida, Rosales, Rosaceae.